Messenger RNA from Astrephomene gubernaculifera, 5544 nucleotides. Lineage: Eukaryota; Viridiplantae; Chlorophyta; Chlorophyceae; Chlamydomonadales; Astrephomenaceae. The record is from the annotation of a GenBank genome assembly.
GCUAGAGCUAAACCUCGACAAUCAGACAUGACCCUGUAAUAUCCUGUAUCCCUAAUUCCAAGCGCAAAUUGAUCCAUACGGUGGCCAACUUUGAGUGCCCUACGUCCCUUAACUAUCGUUCUAUUCUUCUGUAGAUUGUCCCAAUCUACAUCAUCGACAUAAUGGUCCAUUUAGCAAAACACGGACACCACUGACUAGGACAGGCGGUGGAGCGCAUGCCGUGGUGUUGCGCCAGCAGGCACUGUAAGAGGCGCCAUCGCUGCUAGCGUGCUCUUUUGGCAACGAUGGUUGACCUGCAGCGCAUCCCGGCGCAUGGGGGGCGGAGCCAAGGCGCACGAUUGCUAGCUGCGCAUAAGGACAAGGGUGGCGGUGGCAGGCUUCCAGGACUUGCUGCAGGCACUCCAGCAUACCGUGGAGUUGCAUCAGCCAAUCCUCCGCCCUUUUCAGGGACCCUCGUGCCACCAAGUCCCGCGGUCCAGGGCAUGCCUUCGCGUCGGGACGGUUCUGGGUCCGGAAGGGAUUCUGCGGACGCAAAAGGUGGAGGGAGCCCAGACCCCUACGAGUUAAUUGUUGAUGAUGAGGAGGAGGAAAGGGAUCGCGCGCGUCCCGCAACCACCGGCAAGAGCUUGGGCUUGACGGUAGGCAAGCGCACCGGAGGGCCCAUGUCCGGCACCGAGGUCAAGAAGCAGGCCCAGAUCCAUUCGCUCUUUUCCCAACAGCAUAAGCGGAUCCACGCCAGUCGUCUGACUCCAGCUGGCAUGGUGAACCUUGGGAACACGUGCUACCUCAACUCGGUGGUGCAGGUGCUGCUAAGAAUGCCCUCCUUUACGUCCGACCUGCUGCGUCCCUCCCUGGAGCGCCUGCGGGAGCACCUGCCGCCAGCUGGCGUGUGGAGCGCACUGCUGGCCACCCUCGACAAACUGCGCUCGGCUUCUACCUCGCGCCUCUCUUUCGACAGCCGCAAGCCGGCAGUGGAGCCCGCUGCGCUGCGGGCUGCCAUGGGUCGCCGCGGCAGGCGGUGGCGCAGCUACGCGCAGCAGGACGCGCACGAGUUCCUGGUGGAGCUGCUGGAGGGGCUGCAGAGCGAGGUGCUGGGGGCGGAGGCCGCUGUCACGGGCUGUAAGCGCGUGCGGCUCUCCUCUACGAGCUGCCCCGUUGCCCGCAACCUGGGCGGCUGCCUGGUGCACACGUGGACCUGCUCCGGCUGCGGCCGCUGCAGCCGCUCCAAGGAGCCCUUCAGCUGCCUCAGCCUGCAGCUGCCGGCAUCUGGGUCGGUGACACUGCAGGAUCUGGUGGCUGAGUACCUUAAGGACGAGACCAUCCACAAGAACUGCGACGGCUGUUCGCCGGCGGCGGCGGUCGCCCACACCGUGCAGCACCGCAUGUGGCGCCUGCCCCGUGUGCUGGUGGUGCACAUCAAGCGCUUCAUGCCGCUGCUGCAGCCGCCCCAGCCGCCCCAGCGAGCAUCUCACCCGCCGCACCCCGAGCUGCCAGGGAGACAAGGCGAGGCCGCGAAACUUGCGGCGGAGGCUGAGCUUGCGGCGAGCGACCCAGAGGACUCCCAGACGGCCAAGGCGGCCGAGGGCAGUGCCCCAGGAACUCACACACGUGACGACGCGGGUCGUCACCAGCCAAAAGCGGGCCCGGUCCCUGCUGGGCCCGGGCCCGGCACCUGCACACCAGCACCGCCGCAGCCUGCGAAAGCGCCCGCUUCUCGUGAGGCCAGCCCCCAGGCACCGUACCUGUAUGCCAAGCUUCACACGGCGGUGGAGGUGUCGGCGUCGCUCGACCUGUCGCGGCACUGCGACACCGGAGCUCGCGCCCAUGUGCAUCUGUUGGAGGGGCUGCCACCAUCUGCUCUCACGCGUGGGACUGCCAAUGCGGCAACAGUCGACGCCACUGCCAACGCCGACGCUGCCAGCAAGCCGCAAGUCACGCCCGGCGGCGCCACUCUCGACACGGCCGGCGGGGCCUCCACCUGUCCCAGCCCCUCCUUCCAGCCCAACAGGUCUGCGCUGCAGGAGCGCACCGUGCAGCAGCCGGGACGUCCGCAGCAGCUGCAGCACUCACGACUGGGACUAACGCCAGGCCGACCCAUGGGUCAUUGUGACCCGCAUGAGAGCGAGUGCGGCACGAGUGCCAUGAGCACUGGCCACCAGGCGGACGGCGAGCCCACUCCGCAUGGAGGCAAAGCACCCCCACCACUGUCAGCGCAGCGCGGACGAGACCAGCAGCAGGCGCAACGAGCGGCUGGCCGACAAGACGCCGACGACGCCGACGGGGGUUUAUUUGGGUUCGUUAGGGCGCAACAAGACAAGCCAAAGGUGCCGCGCAGCUGUCCCGCACGGGCGACCACGACGCCUGCAGUGGCACUUGGUACGCCACAUGGGCUGUGGCGGCCAGCAGGCGAUGAGGACAGCCUGGAAGCCAGCCAGCCAACUCCCGUCGUACAGGCGGCGUCCCGUCGUCGUCAGAGCAACCAGACGGGAAAUGACGAAGCGGGGCUGCAGCAGCAGCAGCCUGGUAGCAUCUCCCGUCGCCCUCUUUGCAGUGCGUCGUGCCUUAAUACGGCGGAGGCUGUAGCGGCAGCUAUGGCAUGCUCUGGCCGCAAGGGGCCAAAGUCCCUCGCGACGGGCCGCUUCUUCGGACCAGGCGGCGGCAACCCUAGAAGCACGCCUGGCGAGAGCUUGGCUGGCGGUUGUGGUGGCGGCGGCGGCGUUGGCGGUGGCGGCGAUGAACAGGAUCGGCCACGCAAGCGUGUCUGCGUUGAUGACCUACCGGGGCCAUCCGGGGGCAGGCGGGUGCCAGGCACAGCUGCUGGGACAGCGCAGCAAGCCAAGAUGUCCCCGCGGCUAGAAAACCUGACGGAAGAGGAGCAACUUGAGUUGGCCCUGCGGCUGAGUCUAGAAGACGGAGCCUUGGCAGCAGCAGCAGGGGCUGGCGGCACCAGCAGUGACGCCCGCGGUCACAACACCGGCAGCGCUGGAAAGAGGCACGACCAGGGCCUCCUUACUGCAACAGCAGCUGGUUCCAGCCUGCCUGGUUCCGGAGCGGCCCCCAUGCUGGACCUCUCCGUGCCCACAGCUGCUGCCGGGCGAGGGAGCGUCGGCUUGGCUGCAGCCGCGGCAACACCCAACAAACACCGUGCUUCCGCCAGCAGCGACAGCGCUGGUGAUGCGAUGGCUGUUUGCGGGGGUGGUCGUCAUUGCGCGGCAUGGAAGCCUGAGCGAGAGUCCCCACCCGGCCGUGACCGUGGCCAUGGCAGCGUCUGCACUGCUGGGGAGGAUGACGGGGAUGAGCAGCAGGUGGUGGAGCUGCAGGAUGAGAGCCCAGGGGGCAUCGGCGUUGGAGGCGGGAAGGCGGGAAGGCGCAGCAAAGCGGAGCGUCGCCGUGAUUCGAGGCCUCCGGGCUCGAACGCCGCCUUGUCAGGAGCGAGCGGCAGCAGCGGCGAGAAUGACGGGGACCAUGACAGCGACUGUGUUGGGACUGCUCCCGGUGCCAGCGACGGCGGUGCCACUGUGGAACGCUGUCGCAUGGAUCGCCGCCGUAUCGCCCGCAAACGCCGGCACCUCACCUACCCUGCCGUGGAGGUGCCAGACUACGCCGAGUCUCCUGCCGUACCGCCAAUCCAUUGCCGGCGUGUCGACGGCGGAGGUGACAACGUCGUACAGUACGUGGGCGAUGACGAGGAUGACGGUACGACAGCACAGUCGCCCAUUACGGCAGGCCGUCAGCGGUACGCGGGGGGUGGCGUCAGGAAUGCAGGGACCAUGGCAGAUGGUCGGACCGAGGGGCCUGACGAGGGCGACGAUGCCGCCGGGGGUGGAGAGGCAGCUGCCGCUGAUGACGAGGAGGAGAUGCGGGAGGUGAUGCGGCUAAGCAUGGAGACCUUUGCAAAGGAGGAGGCCGCGAGAAAGGCGCGACACAACAGCUGCGGUGGUGGUGCAACGACGGGGGUUGAGGAUACCUGGCAGAAGGUGCUCAGCCUGCCGGACGCAGAUCAGGAGGCCCAGGAGCCGCUCAUGCAGCAGACGGCGUGUGACACACGGCAUGCGGGAGGGAUGGACGCGUUGGCUGCUGUAGCAGGGCUUUGCGCCCAGGAGCACGGCAGCGGUGCCAAGGGAGGCCCUUCCUCAGGUGCCGCGGGCAACCAACUCGGUAGUGUUGGGCGGCGCCGGCAAGCGUCACCGCGCAAGACAGAUGCCGGCCCAAGCGCGGAGGUUGGUGCGGCUGGUCAGGAGGACUUUCGGUUCAACUUUGUGACGCAGGGCAACGGUGACGGCGAUGAUAGCGCGAAGGGCGUCAUUGACCUGACCAGCGACUGCGCCGGCGUUGACGAUGAGGAUGCGGAGUUGAACAAAGCCAUCUUGCUGAGCCUGCAGGAACAGGAGCAGCAGUGGAUGGACGUGGGGUCGGAUGACGGCGCCAACAAUGCGGGUGGAGUGGAUGCCGAUGCUGCAGCUGGCGGCGGCAGCGGCAGCGACGGUGACAACGCCAAAGCUGCGAAGCCAAAGGUGGCGCUCAUUGCUGACAGCGACUGCGAGGAGGGGGCCGUUGAGGAGGCCGCCGAGGCUGGCAAGACCACGAUUCCGGCCACUUCUGGCGCCGCCGUCACACAGCAGGUCGAGGCGUCUCCCUCCGAGCGGGCGCGGCUCAGCGGCGGCGGCGGCUCCACCUCCAGCGUGCCGUUGUCUCAGUUGGCGCGCUACCGGUUGCAUGGUGUGGUCCGCCACAAGGGCCUUACGCCCUACUCGGGCCACUACGUUGCCGAUGCGCUGGUCGUGACGGAGGACCGAGACCACCGGGAACAGGAGAUGUGGUUUGAGCACAACGACUCGGUCGUUAGCCACGUGGACUUCUCACGCGUGCGGGAGGACGCGGCCAAGCAGGGAUACAUGCUGUUUUUUGUGAACGCAGGCACGCGCGCGGUCGUCUCCCCCAGCAUGGUGGCGGCCGCAGCAGAGGUUCCCUUGCCGGAUGACGUUACGCCAGGUGCGGCGAAGUCCGCGUAGCAGGAGUUUCAGGAGCAGUGCCGGGGUGUCACUUCAGGAUGGAGAAAUCCGUGGGUGCAAAUUCUCAAGCGCGCAAGGGAAGUUACGACAUGGCGUGAACUUGUGGGGUACUGUGGGGAGGCUUGGGCAUGAUGACGCGGCUGCCACGCAGCACGACUCCGUGCAGGGUGGGGCAGGGGGCUGGGGGCAGGGAGCUGGUAGCCACCGGAUAGUUACCUAGGUAUCGUGUGGUGUCUAGAUAGGCUUGUCCGGCAGGUAUGAAUGAGCGACCGUAACAAUUGUAUGUGUCUUGUGACAGCAGGCAGGAGUGGUGCAAGUGCGAGGCAGGGGUGGUGCUCGUUUGCGCUGGCAUUGGCACAGAAGAGAUGCAUUGUAUGGCCCUGAUACCUAAACACGGGGAAAGGGCGGAGGUUCCUUUGGCCAUCAUGCACAAAAGAAUAAACACAAGAGCAUCUUAGCGAUGCGAUACGAUGAGAUACGAGCAAAAGCACGUAAAUUUUAAGCACUUAUUACAUGUGCCGGGUUUGUGUCG